Molecule: messenger RNA, 747 nt
Organism: Agrilus planipennis (emerald ash borer)
Lineage: Eukaryota; Metazoa; Arthropoda; Insecta; Coleoptera; Buprestidae
Product: jacalin-related lectin 34-like
Exons: 18
Coding region: 42-650 (202 amino acids)
Source: RefSeq, a predicted model, not a curated record
AAAUACGUAUUCACUAAAGUGUGUGUCCCUUUCGUAGCAAAAUGAAGCAUCUUUUCACCCUUUUCGUCUCAGUGUAUGUGUGUUUCUUUCAAGUAAAUACUAUUGAAGGGCGCGGUUUGACUUCACUUGGAGGUCUAUUUUCUGGAUUGUCGGGUGGAGGUGAUUCUUCACCACUUGGCAAAACAGGAAAGGCUACACAACCAACCAACACAGAAUGCCAAGAUGGAAGUCGUGGUAGUAACUCUGGAAGUGGAACAGGUGGAGCUUCCACAGCAACCACUGGAAAUGGGUGCCAAGGCGAUAACUGCGGAACUGGAACAGGGUGCCAAGGCGAUAACUGCGGAACUGGAACAGGGUGCCAAGGCGAUAACUGCGGAACUGGAACAGGGUGCCAAGGCGAUAACUGCGGAACUGGAACAGGGUGCCAAGGCGAUAACUGCGGAACUGGAACAGCAGAUUUUACAGGAGCUACUGCAACAGCUGAAAGUAUGAAGAAGACUGUAGUAAUGGAAAAGAAAACAGAGCAUGAAAUGUUCGCCGUAGUCCAAGAUGUAAAGUUCAGAGAAGUAGCGGAUUCUGGAAACAUGGGCGAAGGGUGCCAAGACGAUGACUGUGGAAUUGGAACAGGGUGCCAAGACGAUGACUGUUGAAUUGGAACAGUCCAAUAAAUGCCAUUCAACAUUAUAUGAAUUAUGUAUUAGAAACUGCUUACUAGAGCUGUUAAUAGUAGUAUGCAAUAAUGUUUUU